GGAACAUCCCAAUGACCAGGCUAUGGGUCACGGUACCGGUCGUCUUCUUUGAGUCGGUAGUGGGGCCUUGUUCAAAAUCAGCACCACCUAUGACAGCAGCGCAGGCUGUGAACAAGCGACACGAGAAAUCGACAAUAUCGCUUCAUAUAUUACUCUAACGGACUAAAUGGGACUGCGCCUCUGUGUCACGGCCAGAACGGACGGCAAUUGCCCGCGUGCCACUUGACUGCCCAUAGCUGCCUUGCUACCUGGGGAGUACGUUCCACCCACUGUCGGCACAUUGGGCUGGCCUAUUCUACAGAAUCUAUCUGGCGAUGGAACUUCAUUUGUCUCCUUCGGGUCGUUAGAACACCCAAGUGGUGGGGCUUGACCCCCCCGGGACUGGUUAAAACUCGCCCUCUGGCAAUCCGCAGGUGACUUCCCCAUCCCAAGUCACCCCUGCCGCGUCGUUUCUCAGCAUCUGUGUCUCGAACCUCCAUGAGCGUGAGCUCAUCAUGGUAGUCUCACCGCAAAGCCACCUUGCCGGUGGCCGCAGCCAGGACUCUCUCGAUGAUGCAGAGAAGGGCAUGUACGAGAGCACUCUGGAGUUGACGGCGCCUCCACCUUUCGUCUACAUGGGCCCGAAGAGGGCAACGCACAUCAACACCCAGCUGUUAUCCCCUGCCUCACCAGUCCAUGAAGGCAUCACGCCGUUCUCCAGUGUGCCUGAACUGUCGCUGUCAUGGCCGGCAGGGCGGCGGGCCACCGACGCCAACGUACUCGAGGCGACCGUCAAGAAACCAGCACCGCGAAAACCAAAAAUCAGUCGAUGGAUCCUAUUCGAUCUUUGGUUCAACACGUACCGGAAGUUUUUCACGUUCGUUACCUUGCUCAACUUGACUGGAAUCAUCAUGGCCGCACUGGGGCGGUUCCCUUACGCCGAGAACCACCUGGGCGCCUUGGUACUGGGCAACCUCCUCUGCGCAAUUAUGUUCCGAAACGAGUUGUGGAUGCGUUUUCUGUACAUGGUUGCCAUAUAUGGCCUGCGAAGCUGGGCCCCAAUGCGCGUCAAGUACGCAGCGACGUCUAUUCUGCAGCAUGUCGGAGGCAUCCAUUCGGGAUGCGCUCUCUCCGGUGCUGCCUGGCUGGUGUUCAAGAUCGUCGACAUCAUUCGUUAUCGCGCCGUUCAAAACCCUGCUGUGAUCGCCAGCGGCAUAAUCACAAACGUCUUUAUUAUCAUUUCCGUCUUAAGUGCCUUUCCUUGGGUUCGCAACACGUAUCAUAACGUAUUCGAAAAGCAUCAUCGGUUUAUUGGAUGGUUGGGCCUCGCAACCACCUGGAUAUUCGUAGUUAUGGGAAAUGUUUACGACGUUAAACUUGGGCAAUGGAGAUCCGACACGCACGCCCUGCUCAGCGCGCAAGAGCUUUGGUUUGCCGUUGUCCUCAUCCCUUGGGUUACCCUUCGUGAGGUCCCUGUUGAGGUUGAAAUCCCAUCUCCCAAAGUUGCGGUUCUCCGUUUCGAGCGUGGCAUGCAGCAGGGUCUCUUGGGAAGAAUCAGCCGCACUUCAAUCAUGGAGUACCACGCCUUUGGGAUCAUUAGCGAGGGCCGGAAGGCUAGGCAUCACUAUAUGAUCUGCGGCGUUCAGGGUGACUUCACCAAGGAUCUUGUUGCCAAUCCACCCAAGACAGUGUGGACUAGGGAGCUGAAGUUCGCUGGCGUGGGGCAUGCCUCGGCAAUGUUCAAGAGAGGCAUUCGCGUCUGCACCGGAACCGGCAUCGGGGCAGCGUUGUCCACGUGCAUCCAGAGCCCGGACUGGUUCCUCAUUUGGAUAGGCUCUGAUCAAGAGAGAACGUUUGGGCCGACGAUUACGGGCCUGAUCCAUAAGCACAUGGAACCCGAGAGGAUGAUCCUCUGGGACUCAAAGAAACGAGGAGGACGACCAGACACUAUGGAACUUCUCAAGGAUACCUGGACAAGAUUUGGAGCCGAGGUCAUCUUCAUUACGUCCAACAUGCAGGGAAAUGAUGAGAUGAUGCAAGGCUGCCGCGCAGCCGGGUUGCACGCAUUCGGCACUCUAUGGGACUUCUAA
This is a messenger RNA of Trematosphaeria pertusa, 2069 nucleotides long. RefSeq lists its product as uncharacterized. Bases 495 to 2069 code for a protein of 524 amino acids. The transcript has 7 exons. Lineage: Eukaryota; Fungi; Ascomycota; Dothideomycetes; Pleosporales; Trematosphaeriaceae. The record is from RefSeq and is a predicted model, not a curated record.